AUGUCGAGUGUCGUGUUCAACACAAAUCCGAGCGCUAAGGGCAACAGCAUCAGCAUCAACGCCAGCAACGAUCUAUUUCCUACCACAAUUGGUGGGGCCACAAAAAUGUAUCGCUAUCAGCACAUUAUGCCUGCCCCAAUGCCCAACGAUCAGAGUCAGUCCACAACUGCUCUGACGACAGCGAUGGGUGGCAUUGGCAUUAAGACGCGCAAGUACUCGCCCCGUGGCAGCUCUAGCGGCAGCAGCAGCAACAACAGCAGCAGUGGCGGCAUUGCCGUACACAGUGGCAACAACGGAGGCGGUGCACCCUACAGCGUGGAUCAGUCGCAAUCUGUGCAGCGCCGCAACGCCCGUGAGCGUAAUCGUGUCAAGCAGGUGAACAAUAGUUUCGCACGAUUGCGCCAGCACAUUCCACAGUCCAUCAUUGCUGACCUAACCAAGGGCGGCGGACGCGGACCCCAUAAAAAGAUAUCCAAAGUGGACACGCUGCGCAUUGCUGUGGAGUACAUACGCCGACUGCAGGAUCUGGUCGAUGAUCUGAAUGGUGGCAGCAAUGGCGGCAGCGCCAACAACUCCCUGCCCCUGCCCAUCAGUAGCUUGUGCCAUGAUGAUGACGACGAUGACGACGACGAUGAUCUGAUCAGCAACAAUAGCAGCAGCAGUAGCAGCCUAAGUGCCAGUUCCAGCUCCUUCAACACCAUCACAACCAGCACCAGUGCAGCCACCACCGUUGGCAGUCAACCAGCCACAACCACAUCCAUGCCCCUGCCUCUGUAUUACAGCAGCACCUUGGCCGCCACACCACUCCAGCAGCAACAGCAACUGACGCGGCAGCAAUUUCCCAAUCAUCCACUGACGCCCAUCUCCCUCAAUGCUUACUCGCCACCCACUCAGGUGAACAGCAUCGCCGUCGGCGCCACCCUCGAAACUGCGGGCUGCCAUUCGCCGACAUCUUCGUUCAACUCCAGCAUGUCCUUCGAUUCCGGCACCUAUGAGGCGGCACCACAGCAGCUGUCCCCACCAGCCGCCCCAGGGGUCGAGGCGCAUGCGCAACAAUCUCCUUUGGAUGCGCACUUACAGCUGAAGUUCGAGCCCUACGAGCACUUCAAUCUGGAGGAGGAGGACUGCACACCGGACGAUGAGGAAAUACUCGACUAUAUCUCUCUGUGGCAGUCCCAGUAG
Messenger RNA from Scaptodrosophila lebanonensis, 1182 nucleotides. It is a transcript of the gene sc, whose product is annotated as achaete-scute complex protein T4. Gene Ontology annotation, molecular function: RNA polymerase II transcription regulatory region sequence-specific DNA binding; protein dimerization activity; DNA-binding transcription factor activity, RNA polymerase II-specific. The record is from RefSeq and is a predicted model, not a curated record. Gene Ontology annotation, biological process: positive regulation of transcription by RNA polymerase II. NCBI's taxonomy places the organism in Eukaryota, Metazoa, Arthropoda, Insecta, Diptera, Drosophilidae. The transcript has a single exon. The coding region runs from base 1 to 1182 and encodes 393 amino acids. Gene Ontology annotation, cellular component: RNA polymerase II transcription regulator complex.